AUGCCGCUCCACGACCUGAUUGGGCAGAUUUUCCUACUUUAUGGCGUCUCGAUUGGUUCCUCUCUGGCUAUUGGCUUCAGAAUGCGCCGGACGCUGAUCUUGUACCGCGAGCGCCGGCGUCACGACGCGGAGGCGGUCGAGUGUAUCCACUCGGGCCAGGUGCUGCCGGUGCCCAAGCACGCCGUUUGCAAGUUCUGCAAGACCCACGGUGUCUUCUGGAAACCGUCGGUGACAUGUCACCGGCCGUCGCACAUCCGCGUGCCCCCGGUCAUGGCCUGCAUUGGCCACCUGACUCAAGAGCACCGGGCCCUGAUGGUCAUGCUCCUUGCCCCGAUGUCCUAG
Molecule: messenger RNA, 342 nt
Organism: Fonticula alba
Lineage: Eukaryota; Rotosphaerida; Fonticulaceae
Exons: 2
Coding region: 1-342 (113 amino acids)
Source: RefSeq, a predicted model, not a curated record